AUGAAAAGAAAAGUGCCGAAUAUUAUAAUUACGGGCGUCCCUGGAUCUGGAAAGAGUACUCUUUGUGAGGAAUUAAAAGAAAUAAUAAAUAAAGAAUUAUUAGAAAUAAAAAAUAUGGAAGGUAUUAAAAUGACACAUUUAAAUUUAUCUAAUAUAAUAAAAGAAGAAAGGUUAUAUGAAGAAUUUGAUGAUGAAUUAGAUGCUAGUAUAUACAGUGAAGAUUUAUUAAAUGAAUACUUAAAAAAAUAUAAUUUAGAAGAAGGGGGAUAUAUAAUUGAUUUUCAUGAUAUAAAUUUUAUUCAAGAUAUAGAUAUAAUAGAUCAAAUAUUUCUAUUAACAAUACAAACUAAUUAUUUAUAUGAACGUUUAGAAAAAAGAAAUUAUUCUAAAGAAAAAAUUAAAAAUAAUAUUGAAUGUGAAAUCUUUCAAGUUAUAAAAGAAGAUAUAUUGGACCAUUUCCCUAACACCAAUAUAUUACAAGAAAUAGAAAAUAACGACUUACAACAAUAUGAUAACAAUCUAAAUAUUAUCAAAAAAUGGGUUCUCUCAUAUAUAUGA
Molecule: messenger RNA, 558 nt
Organism: Plasmodium adleri (nom. inval.)
Lineage: Eukaryota; Apicomplexa; Aconoidasida; Haemosporida; Plasmodiidae
Product: adenylate kinase-like protein 1
Exons: 1
Coding region: 1-558 (185 amino acids)
Cellular component (GO): cytoplasm; nucleus
Molecular function (GO): ATP binding; AMP kinase activity; ATP hydrolysis activity
Source: RefSeq, a predicted model, not a curated record